Messenger RNA from Penicilliopsis zonata CBS 506.65, 1359 nucleotides. RefSeq lists its product as hypothetical. The coding region runs from base 1 to 1359 and encodes 452 amino acids. The transcript is spliced from 4 exons. The record is from RefSeq and is a predicted model, not a curated record. Gene Ontology annotation, cellular component: endoplasmic reticulum membrane. NCBI's taxonomy places the organism in Eukaryota, Fungi, Ascomycota, Eurotiomycetes, Eurotiales, Aspergillaceae. Gene Ontology annotation, molecular function: phosphatidate cytidylyltransferase activity.
AUGUCCAAAUCACGCCGGAACGUCCGGUUUCCCCACCGGAAUGGCCUCGAGGGCCGCCGCCUGAGCAUCUCCGACGUCAGCGACGCUGCGUCGGAGCCUGGCAGUCCAACUAAGAAUGGCAGCAUCCACAAGCCUGCUGCCAUCCCAGAGGAGAAAUCUGAGGGAUCUGGCCUGUCCGAUUACGAGAAGAAGAAACAGACAUUUAUCACACGGACAAUAUGGACCUUUGUUAUGAUUGCUGGCUUCUUCAUUGCCAUGUUUUCUGGACACAUCUACAUUAUUGGAAUUAUCACAGCGGUUCAGAUCGUUUCCUUCAAGGAGGUGAUCGCCAUCGCCAACAUCCCGAGCAAAGAGAAGAACCUUGGCUUCACCAAGUCCUUGAACUGGUAUUUUCUCGCCACCACCAUGUAUUUCCUGUACGGCGAAAGUGUCAUCUACUACUUUAAACAUAUCCUGCUGGUGGACAAGGUUCUUUUGCCUCUGGCGACUCACCACCGCUUCAUCAGCUUUACGCUUUAUGUGAUGGGCUUUGUCUUUUUUGUCGGAUCGUUAAAGAAAGGACACUACCGAUUCCAGUUCACCCAAUUUGCGUGGACUCAUAUGGCUCUGUACCUCAUUGUCGUCCAAGCGCACUUUGUGAUGAACAACAUCUUCGAGGGCAUGAUCUGGUUUUUCCUCCCUGCAUCGCUGGUCAUUACAAAUGAUAUCUUUGCCUACGUUUGUGGUAUCACCUUCGGACGCACGCAGUUGAUUAAGCUGUCGCCCAAGAAAACCGUCGAGGGCUUCAUCGGCGCCUGGAUUUGCACCAUCAUCUUUGGCUAUUUCAUGACAAACAUGUUGAUGCGCUACAAAUACUUUGUCUGUCCUGUCAACGAUCUCGGUUCAAAUGUUCUGACAGGCUUGGAAUGUGUCCCCAACCCGGUCUUUGUGCCCCAUGCCUACCGACUUCCCUCGUGGACUGGAGUGGACAAGACCUUCUAUGUUGAGCCCAUGCAGUUUCACAUCCUGGUAUUCGCGACUUUUGCUUCCCUCAUUGCGCCCUUCGGUGGCUUUUUUGCCUCUGGUCUCAAGCGCACCUUCAAGAUCAAGGAUUUUGGUGAAUCGAUCCCCGGCCACGGUGGCAUCACUGAUCGCAUGGACUGCCAGUUCAUCAUGGGUUUCUUCGCCUACAUGUAUUUCCACAGCUUCAUUGCUACCCACAAGGCGACAGUUGGCGACAUCAUCGAGAAUGCCAUCACCGGACUCACGGUGGACGAGCAGCUGGAGGUCGUCCGAGGACUGAGCAAGUAUCUCUUUAACCAGGGCGCUGUUUCCGAAGGGAUCCUCGAAUGCAUUUCUACCGAGCUUAAACGUCGGUAA